Molecule: messenger RNA, 1384 nt
Organism: Paramormyrops kingsleyae
Lineage: Eukaryota; Metazoa; Chordata; Actinopteri; Osteoglossiformes; Mormyridae
Source: RefSeq, a predicted model, not a curated record
UAACCAUAAAAAUUCUGGAAUUCUCAAAUGACUACCAGUGUAACCCAAAGCUCAAACAACCAAUCAACCACACUUGUGCAAGCCCUGGUUCUUCUCUGGCUGUUUGUAAUCAGAAGCCGAGUUGGUUCGAUGGUCAUUUCAAAUCUCUGAACGUCCUGAGAGUCCUGGGGCCUGUGGAGACUGCAUGGUGAUUAGGUGGUAAAUCCUGUCUGACCUCCUGUCGGCCCACAGGACGGCAUCGAGCCCAUGUGGGAGGAUGACCGGAACAAGCAAGGGGGCAGGUGGCUGGUCACCCUCAGCAAGCAGCAGCGUCGCUCGGACCUCGACCGCUUCUGGCUGGAGACCCUGCUGUGCCUCAUAGGUGAAGCAUUUGAUGACUACAGCGAUGAGGUAUGCGGAGCAGUCGUCAGUGUUCGAACCAAAGGAGACAAAAUUGCCGUCUGGACAUCCGACUAUGAGAACAAGGAAGCCAUAACACACAUAGGGAGGGUAUAUAAAGAGCGGCUCGGAGUUCCCCAGAAGAUGUCUAUUGGAUACCAGUCUCAUGCUGACACAGCAACCAAGAGUGGAUCCACCACCAAAAACAAAUUUGUCAUCUGAGAACUCUCAGGGGUUCUCCUUUAACAGCCCUCCUCCUCUUCAUCAGCACAUUUUCCAUGCUGAGGAGGCUGCGGCCAGGGCUCUGAACCCAGAUAAACCAAAGCUUGUCAAAUGCAGAGUGGACUGCUUUUACCUGUCAAAAGUCAUGCCUUCCACAAUCCACAUGCCCCUGAUCCCUCUUCUUUUGUUUGCCAAGGGAAGAAAAGCAACAUUUCACGGCUACUGGACUUGGGUUUCCAGUACAUUAACCUCAAAUGAUGGGGGAGAUGAAAUGCAUUAAACUUAUAACCGUAUUCUCACAAAGGUCUUUGCCUAUAAGUUACACUGCAAAUAAAAAGGUUAUUUUCUGGAGCUUUAACUUUUUUGUGCUCCCCUCUUUGAUUCUGUACAGCUGUGUUUUUGCUGUAAUCUUUAUCUUGCAUGUGCCUUUUUAAUUUAUUUUAAUUUGCCCAAAGAGGCGUGUUAGUUUUCAAAGCCAUUAGUUUUUUUCCCUUCCAGGGCCUUGUACUUAAGUAUGUAAUCAGCUUAACAUGAUUACUGGCUCCUUUUUUCUUUUAUAUUAAUGUAAUGUAAAUUUUUCCUCAAUUUAACACUCAUUUCAGUUUAAUGAUAAUGAAAUAUUGUGAAUCUCUUUUGUAAUCCUUUUCUACAUUCCUUGCUAAAAAUAUAGUUUGACAUAUAUUCAGUUUAAUAUAUUAUUUCUUUGUUUGGAUGCCUCUUUUGGACAAUGGCCCACUUGUGUUAAAUCAGUCUGUAAAUAAAUGUGUACAGUGAAUUGUCUUUA